Molecule: messenger RNA, 2107 nt
Organism: Mya arenaria
Lineage: Eukaryota; Metazoa; Mollusca; Bivalvia; Myida; Myidae
Product: toll-like receptor Tollo
Exons: 1
Coding region: 164-1366 (400 amino acids)
Biological process (GO): signal transduction
Molecular function (GO): protein binding
Source: RefSeq, a predicted model, not a curated record
AAAUGUUUCCUUUGGCAUCGAUUUUGGAAUUUUAAACUGGAAAUACUUCAGGACACGGUAUAACAACUUUGAUGUACUUGAUGUCACACUGCAAUGGACCGAUUGUCUACUUGAACGGUUAGAUAUAGCAGAAAAUGGAAUUUCUUUUCUUAACCCUAAUUUGAUGUCAUCUUGCACACAAUUAGCUGAAGUUAACUUGGCUGGAAAUCGUUUAUCUAAGAUGUCGGAAAACAACACUACGCAGUUUCUUCGUCUGUUUAAAGCUCUUUUAAAUCUGUCAGUUCUUAAUCUAGCUGGGAAUGGUUUGAAAGUGCUUCCGAAACUUGUAUUUUCCAAUAACGAAAAGUUGUCAUAUCUUGACUUGUCUGACAAUGAGUUUACUGCAUUUUCUCUCCCGUUGACGCACUUAAAGAAUUUAGUGGUGCUUUCAUUGACAUCCAAUAAUCUGAACUUGAAAGAUAAAUCGACAAAAUGGAAUUUUUCAGGAUACCUCAAUAAAUCAGAAUCAAAUAAACUUCUUUUGGCCGGCAAUCCUAUCAAAUGCUCAAAGUGUGACGAUUUGAUUGCAAUAAAUUGGAUUGUACAAAACAUGAGGAACAUUGUCGACAGCAGCAUCAUUUAUUGCUCAGGAAAAAGAGGAAAGGCUACACUAGUCGAAAACGCAACAGUUGCUGAGCUCGAAGACAUUUGUAGCAGCAUAUACUGGCAACAGAUGCUCAUUAUUAUAGUAUGCAGUUCAUCGUUCGUUUUACUUAUUGUUUCUGGAUGUGUGACCAAGAAGCUUCUAAAACGUUAUCAGCAGCACAAACAGCAAAAAGAAGACGAAUGUCGUUUAUUACAUGACGUAAUUAUAGAAAACGAGAUGGUUAGUGUUCUAAAACAAGAAGAACACGUCGAUACAUUCGCAGUUUUUUUAAAUUUUAGUGGAAAUGACAAAGAUUUUGUAAAAACGUACAUUUAUGAAUCCCUUAAUGAAAAGUUGAAAAGUCGUGUUGGAACGGAACGAGAUUUAGUUUAUUUUAGUGAAAUGCAUAUGGGAGUUGGCAAAUUAAGAAACGUGAUAAGGGAUGGAAUACUUAAAUGUAAAUCAAUGUUGUUUAUUCUCUCAGAAGGUUCCUGCAGGCCCGAUGAUGAUAAUUGGUGUUUAUUUGAGUUCAAUACAGCAAUGGAAUUACAAAUACCUGUGAUACUAAUGGUGAAAGAACAUGUUCCCGAAGAUAAAAUGGAUCCCGAUAUAAGAGAAUAUUUUAAAAGCAACUCAAGAAUCAUGUGGGUCAAAGAUGAGAAGGACACUUACCAAAUGGAGAGUAGCUGGGACGCUGUUUGUUCAGCCAUUCUUCGUUCAACGACCGAAACUGUUUAUUAGAUUGUAUAACAUACAAGAAAGGGAAUUGGACCAAAAUAGGUACACCCUUUCUCUUGUGCGUGCUUUAUUAACGACAACGUGUUUGAGGUGAUAAAUCUGUCAUAUACAAUUGAGUAACGAAUUAUUAUUUACGCUUCUUAGAGAUAACCAGCAUGUGUAUCAAUGUCUUGUUUACCGUGCAUUUGUACAUUAUAGAGAUGAUAUAUAAUUAUGGAUACUAUUAUAGAGUGUUACCGUUCUUUAAACAAUAUGUGUUUUAGUAUUGUGUCUUCUAGUAAGACCAUUGUCUUCUCCUAUAUUUUACGUCUACAUUACUUUUUUAUUCAUUUUGUUUUUUAUGUCACCAAUGUGUCUGAAGUUACCAUGCUUUGUUUUAGUGUUUAACUGUUUAUAAUGAUUAUGUCAUACUUGAUGAUUAAUUUUAUAUUUGUGUAUUGCAGUACAUUUAUUCUAGAUGUCCACAUAUAUUGUAAUAGCAAGCGGAGAAAACAUCCCUUAAUUAUCCCGAGAAUUUGACAAGGGAUCAGCACUUUUUACUAGAAUUCUCCCUGUCUAAGUGUCGCUGUGAAAAUUUUGUACCGUAAUUGUAGUGGCCAAUCAGAGCCCAGUAUUGAUAAACCGGCCUGUGUAUGAUAAGCCCACCUCUGGCUAACAGUUGCAUGCAUGUUGAUAGUUCAGUUAUUGAUUAGAUUCAAGAUCGUGUGCGUAUCUGUAUGUAUGUAAUAAAAAUAUAUUAAACCA